CCUAUAAAUCACUUCAUCCGGGCCGCCUGCUGCCACUUUUUAAAUCCGCCUUUCGAGCACCGAACGACACAGACGACAACCAUGAAGAGUGUCGCUUGGCAUAUUCUGGCCUUAUGCUUUGCCUUACCUGCGUCAGCUCAGGUACCAAAGAGAUGUUCAGCACCGCUGGAAUAUCCCCACACCAGACUAGACAAGAAAUUUACCAGCAGACAGAAGUUCGGCAGUGGGGAGAAGGUUUACUACGACUGCGCCGAGGACUUCACUCCAUCCAGAGGCAGCCGGGCUGUGCAGUGUGUUGAGGGAAAAUGGACCAAGGUGACUCUAAAAUGCGAAAAGAGAUCCUGUGGCAACGCUGGGGAUCUACCGAAUGGGCAGUUCCAGUAUGAAGGGAAUUCCUUCCUCGGAGAGAAAGUGUACGCUGUAUGCAAUGAGGGAUACACUCUGAAAGGACUGAACUACAUGAUAUGCAAGAAAUCUGGAUGGACUGGUGAAUUCCCGGUUUGUGACGAGGGAGAGACCACCUGCUCCAGCCCUGCGGUGGCCAACUCUGUCAAGGGCAGUGGAGAUGUUUCUGUGUACCGGGUGGGAGACAACGUGACCUUCGCCUGCAGUCAUGGUUUCCAGCUGGCCGGAGCUCCGCAGGUCACUUGUGGCCCCAGUGGCCUGUGGCAGCCUCAGCCCCCUCAGUGUCUGCCUUCACCUGAUGGUAAAACUGAACAGUCAUCGAUCAAAGAAACAGGUGGAUGCGGUGUGCCACCAAUCAUCAGCAACUCAAACGCCAACCUCGCUGACAAGUACAUCACACUGACGUCUUUUGCCUCUGGUGACAGAGUCCAUUACACGUGUGACGUUGGAUACAUUCAAGCAGGCGGCAGCAGGUACCGCACGUGUAAGGACGGAAAGUGGACACCACUGUUCCUGAAAUGUGAACCCAAGGUGUGUGGUUCUGCAGGAGAGAUUCUAAAUGGACAGUUCACAUACACUGGAGUAGAGUUCGGAGACACUGCAACAGCUAUCUGUGAUGAGGGGUACAGUCCUGUAGGAAAGGUAACCAGAAACUGCAUGAGUAACGGCUGGGAUGGACGUGUUCCUGUUUGUGAAGCUGUGGUUUGUGAAGACCCUCCAGAAGUGACAAAUGCAGAGAUGAAAGACCCUCAGGAGCCACCUUACACAUACAGGAGCGUUGUUCACUAUCAUUGUCGUGUGGGAACCCUUAUUGGACAAAGGGAGAUUUGGUGUACCGAGCAUGGGACGUGGAGCGCACCGCCUCCUAGAUGCACAGUAAUGACAUGUCCAUCUCCAAAUGUGCCCAGCGCCUACUGGAUGGGACCGCACAAUAACCUGUAUCAGUACAGGGACACUAUAUCAAUUGCGUGUAACCCAGGUUACGCCAGGAUCGGCCCGAGCACCGUUACCUGUGGUGGUGAUGGCCGAUGGUCCCCUGGUCUCCCCAUAUGUAGACGCACAUCACGUCACAGGCACUGGAGGAGCAAAUAUGCUAGCUAAAACCAUUCAUCCCAACCUGCUUAAACCACUCGACAGCAGUCGGCGGAGGAUGAAAAUAAUGAUCUCUUAAGCUAAACUAAUAGUCUUCCCUCUAAAAGAAAUACUGCCUUUUUUUUUUUUUUUCUUAAAUCCACCUUUCAAUAAUGCACUAAUAUAUUAUUUGCUCAUAAAACUUGUAUAAACGUAUUAUACAGACAUUAAAAUUAGUUUGAAAUGAA
Molecule: messenger RNA, 1724 nt
Organism: Xiphias gladius (swordfish)
Lineage: Eukaryota; Metazoa; Chordata; Actinopteri; Istiophoriformes; Xiphiidae
Product: complement receptor type 1-like
Exons: 11
Coding region: 82-1506 (474 amino acids)
Source: RefSeq, a predicted model, not a curated record